Molecule: messenger RNA, 2393 nt
Organism: Portunus trituberculatus (swimming crab)
Lineage: Eukaryota; Metazoa; Arthropoda; Malacostraca; Decapoda; Portunidae
Product: protein O-linked-mannose beta-1,2-N-acetylglucosaminyltransferase 1-like
Exons: 13
Coding region: 180-2195 (671 amino acids)
Biological process (GO): protein O-linked glycosylation via N-acetylgalactosamine
Cellular component (GO): Golgi membrane
Molecular function (GO): beta-1,3-galactosyl-O-glycosyl-glycoprotein beta-1,3-N-acetylglucosaminyltransferase activity
Source: RefSeq, a predicted model, not a curated record
CAACGCAAAACUGACGCGUAGACUUGUCCCAUCAGCCGCUAUCUGCUGUGGCCGCUUUACGAACACCGAGGCCUUUAUUUUAAUUUUUUCCCUUCCCUGAGUGCUGCCCCGGACCUGACACCUCCCAGGGGACCCUAUAGAGCAUCUGUCUACUGAGAUAUGAUACCAGAACUGUCCCAAUGACGUGUACAAGAAGAAGGUGGACUUGCCGGCAGCUUGGUCUCCUCAGCCUGGGGAUCUUCAUUGGGGUUGGCUUUUAUGGGGUCUUCGAGUUUCUCUUCGGGUCGCCGCCACCACCAAAGGUCACGUUCUAUAUCGGCAAUGUGACCGCUAUGUACCCUCCGCAAGCAGCACCUAACCUGUCCCUCCCUACUGCUGGCUAUGCAGGCACCGGGGAGAGAGUCGGGACGGAUGUGAUGCAGGUGGGGGACAUAAAGCCAAACUGCGGCCUGGAGAAGGUGUGCCCCGACCACCACUUCCCUGUCCACGUGUAUAGCGGCAAGAACAAGGAUGACCGGCCCAGGGUGUGCAUCUCAGGGAAAUAUGUCAUCGAGAAGGACGUGAACAAGGGCGGCCGAGGGUUGAACCUGGUGGUGGUGGACCCUAAACAAAUGAAGGCAAUAUUAGCCAAACAUUUUGACACCUAUGCUGGAGAUUCAUCACAACUGGAGACCUUCUUGUCACAGGAGGUUCUCGAGGGGGACAUCCUGGUGGUGGUAACCUUCGAUGAGGCCUCUAGAAAUCUCAGUCCUACUGCCAAGAACAUGUUUGCAAAAUUGGGAAGCGGCCAAAUACAGAACCUACAAUUUCGAGGCCAGUGGUUCAUGGUAACACGGAAAGGGAUUAAUGGAUUCAGUCCAUUUGAAGACCUAAAGGCGUCAAAAGGUGGCUUGUGGACCCCCAUUGAUGAAAAAUUCUGUGUGUCAAGACAAUUGCAGGGUCAGUCCAUCAUGCCAGACCCUCCCGUGGACCAGAACCCGGAGCGCCUCAAAUUCUGCACCGCACACCCGCACGUCACCGACUUCUGCUCAGUGAGCCACCGGGAGAUGCCACUGCGCCCUGCCAUCCUCACCAACCAUCAGAUAAUGGGCAGUGCAAUGUUCACCACCCCAAUCAUGGUCAUUGCCGGCACCAGGGGUCACACGUCGCUCUCUGACCUCACCCUGACCCUGCAGACUGUCCUUGGCCAGCCUGGGGUGCAGAAUAAGUACGUGGUGGUGGUGUAUGACCCACGCCACAUUCCUGACGUCUUUGCCCUCUCCCGUCUCUUCAAUUUCAGUUCCAAGGCCAUCGUGCCACAGAAUUUCAAUGACACAAUGCAGUAUUAUGAGGUGAUGCAGGUGGUAUUUGAGACAGCACAUGCCGCCUUCCCUGAGUCCCCUUACAUCACCAUAGUGGAGGCCGGACUGCUCCUUGCUCCUGACUUCUUGGCCUACACUGCCUCACUGCUGCCUCUGCUUCACGACCCUAACAUUUUGGGCAUCUCAGCAUGGAACCCUAAUGGGUACCUCAAUGUCUCCACUCGUCCUGACCUUGCGUACAGGGUGGAGGACUUCCCUGGUAUGGCCUUCACCCUGCGCAUGGACACCUACCUGAAGGAGCUGAGGACCAAGAUGAAGGAGUGUUGCAAUAGGAGAGGCUGGGAGGGUUGGUUCCAGGCAGGGCGGAGGGACAGAGAGAUCGUCAUACCAGACAUAUCCCGCGUCCUCCACCGGCCUGUUGGACCUGAACUCGAGCCCUCCACCCCUCUGAUCCACGCACUCUUCCAGCGACUCAGGGCUACCAACCUAGAGAUGAAUGCACCAAUCCUGAACGGAGAGUCACUGGCUGGGCAGAGGUAUGAGACACACCUCUCCACUAUCCUCAACGCCUCCACCACACUCACACCCUCCCGCCAUGACGUGUUGAGGUGUGCUAACGAGGGGGACAUUCAACACCUGCACCUCAACCUUACUACUGACAGACAAGUGGUGCUGGUGCUGCCGUACAAGGAGGGUGACACAGAUGGGUGGGCGGGGAUGAAGCUCCUGUGUCACUGCUUUGGUCUCUUCCACCACCAUGACUCCCCACCCAAGGGACUCCACAAGGGCCUGCUCAGGUUUAGCAUGAAGGGAAGUGAGGUUAUCCUACUGAGUAACCACAGCCCUCACUUCCACACCACCAAGUUUGUCACCACUGCCCUCACUCUGCCCUGAGGAACACCACUACUUCCACUGCUACUACUGCUACUGCUACUACUGUGGAAAUUUAUGCAACUUUCUCUACUUAACUAAUUUUAAGAAAUCAGACUCCUACUACUACUACUACUACUACUACUACUACUACUACUACUACUACUACUACUACUACUACUACUACUACUACUACUACUACUACUACUACUACUACUACUA